Molecule: messenger RNA, 1441 nt
Organism: Diospyros lotus (date-plum)
Lineage: Eukaryota; Viridiplantae; Streptophyta; Magnoliopsida; Ericales; Ebenaceae
Product: probable inactive shikimate kinase like 2, chloroplastic
Exons: 8
Coding region: 104-1267 (387 amino acids)
Source: RefSeq, a predicted model, not a curated record
UAUGAGAGUCCAAUGUGAGUAGUGUUGAAGCAGCGGCGGCAUCUUAUCCAUCGCCAUUUGCCACUCAUUUCUUACAGAGAAACCACACGACACCACACCACGAAUGUCUACUGCUGCUUCUACUGCUCUAUGCUUUUUCUCUUGUGCAAACCCAACCAAACCCUCCGAAUUUCCGCCUCCAACCUUCCCUCUAUUUCUUUCCAAGCCCAAUUCUUCUUCCAUCCCAAGUCGUCUUUGUUCCUCAAUUCCCCGUUUGGCUUCAACCCUUUUCGCCAGACCCGAUCGCGUUUCCUGUAGAAGCGCUUCAAUCGUCUCCACGAACCCCACCCAUUCUGAGGUUGUGUUGCAGUUUUUGGAUGGUUCCACUGAGGUAGAAUUGAGAUUAGAACUUGGGGGCCAUGAGAUACAAAGUUAUAGAGAUAUAAUCGUGGAUGCGGAUGAGAGCUCUUUAGCAAUCAGAGUACAACAAUCUGGGUCUCUCAGGACUCUGAUGGAGACUGCUUGUCUCUUCAACAAGAUUAAGCCUGCUGAAACAAUAUGGUAUAUGGAUGAUGACCAACUGGUUGUUAAUUUGAAGAAACAAGAUCCUGAUUUGAAAUGGCCUGACAUCAUUGAGUCUUGGGAGUCCCUGACAGUAGGAGUUUUGCAACUCUUGAAAGGAACAUCAAUCUAUUUAGUUGGGGAUUCAACUGAGAUCAAUGAAAAAAUUGCUCGAGAACUAGCUAUUGGUCUGGGGUAUACACCACUUAAUACAAAAGAGCUGCUGGAAACAUAUACCGAGCAAACAAUUGAUUCAUGGGUGAUUGCUGAGGGGUCCGACUCUGUUGCAGCAGCAGAAUGUGCAAUAUUAGAGAGCCUCAGUAGUCAUGUCCGUUCUGUCGUUGCAACAUUAGGAGGGCAGUAUGGUGCUGCUGGACAAACCGAUAAAUGGCGGCAUCUUUAUGCAGGAUUUACUGUUUGGCUUUCUCAGUCUGAAGCAACAGAUGAUGAAUCAGCAAAGGAGGAGGCUAGGAGGAACGUCCAGGAUGGCAGUCAAGCUUACUCCAAAGCCGAUGUGGUAGUCAAGCUUGGAGGCUGGGAUCCCAACUACUCUAAAUCUGUUGCUCAGGCUUCCUUGAGCGCCCUCAAACAGUUGAUCCUGUCAGAUAAAAAGCUCCCAGGUAAGAAAAGUUUGUAUAUAAGGCUGGGAUGUCGAGGUGAUUGGCCAAACAUCAAACCACCCGGUUGGGACCCCUCAGCUGGGGUUGAUCCUUCUCCCACGUCAUAGAACCAGCCAAUUAGACAUAUCACCCCUAGGAUUUUGUAGCUUCCUGUGAUUUUUUCUUUCCUUUUUGUUUUUGCUUUUGAUUCGAUAAAGACUUGGUGAUUAUUGUUGUAAUAUUUCCUCUGUAACACUGUUGGGAAAUAAUCGAAAUGUAUGAAAGGAAACAUUUCAAACCAA